Messenger RNA from Epinephelus moara (kelp grouper), 2947 nucleotides. RefSeq names its product yrdC N(6)-threonylcarbamoyltransferase domain containing (gene yrdc). Bases 85 to 888 code for a protein of 267 amino acids. Gene Ontology annotation, cellular component: cytoplasm. Lineage: Eukaryota; Metazoa; Chordata; Actinopteri; Perciformes; Serranidae. Gene Ontology annotation, molecular function: double-stranded RNA binding; tRNA binding; nucleotidyltransferase activity. Gene Ontology annotation, biological process: regulation of translational fidelity. The record is from RefSeq and is a predicted model, not a curated record. The transcript has 6 exons.
AACCCGGAAGCCGCCUGUUAUUUCAUCAGGCGACAACAUGCUCCCCGGCUGAAAUUAGACCUCCGCCGCUGUAUCUUUGAUUAUAUGAAGUGUGUUCGUCACUUUGCUGCUGAGUUACUGAAACCCAGAGGCGCUCACAGCUCAGCCGCGGCUCGUUCACCCGGAGCAGACAUGUGUAAAGAGCUGAAGACCAAAGUGCUGCAUCUGUUAGCGCCGACCUCCAAUGUGCCGAGUGUUCGUCAGGAGGGCCACACAGAUGGUGCUGAAAUCCUGAGUUGCACGGUGAAGGCUCUGAGGGAGGGUCAUGUGGUCGCCGUGCCCACAGACACCAUCUACGGCCUGGCGUGUCUGGCCCAGAACUCUAAAGCCGUCAAAAAAAUCUAUGAAAUCAAAGAAAGAAAUGGACACAAACCGCUGGCCAUCAGUGUGGGAGAAAUCCAGGAUAUCUACAAGUACUGUAAGGUGAAGGUGAAGGAGGCGCUGUUGGCUGACCUGCUGCCUGGUCCCGUCACUCUGGUGUUUGAGAGAUCUGAAGCACUGAACACAGACCUGAACCCCUUCACUCCACUUGUAGGCGUACGUAUCCCAGACCAUGACUUCAUGAGACGCCUCUGCCAAAUGUGUGCAGAACCACUCGCACUUACCAGCGCCAACGUCAGCUCACACACCAGCACCGUGGCGGUUCAUGAGUUUCAGGAGCUCUGGCCAAACCUAGCAGUGGUGGUGGACGGCGGACCGAUUGGAGACAACAGCCGCCUCGGAUCAACAGUGGUCGACCUAUCAGUGCUCGGCAAAUACCGCAUCAUCAGACCCGGCUGUGCCCUUUCUUCUACGGUGGAUGUGCUGGAGCACAAAUACGGACUGUCAGAGGACUCUGGGGAAAAAUGACCUUUGAACUCUCCACAACACACGCUGAGACGCACAACCAGCUUUGACCCCGAGGCUUCUUCAGAAAAGAUGAAUCCUUUUCAUGUUCACACGGAAGUCUUUCCGGGGAGGACGAGAACUCAGGAACAACUGGAUGGCAGAUAAUGUUCUGGUGGCUGCUUUAAGGUCUGGAGUAACUUUUACCUUUUGAUAACCAUAUUUUCUGCCUUACUGUGUCUGCUAUCAUGGGAUUAUGUGGGAUCUCAACAUAGAACAGGUCACCUAUACAGUAUGGGAUUCUUUUUUUUAUUUUAUUUUUUGCAUAAAAUUAAAACUAUGUAUCUUUUGUAUCAUCAAAACAGGUGGUUUAACUGAUAUGAACCGUUUGAGUUUUUAUUUUAAUAUUUCUAUAAUGGUAAGAGGUGAUGAAGACUCCUAUUUUAUGGCCUGAAUAGUUAUUUGUGAUACGAGGUGGGAGGAACUCUUGAGAAUUGCAUUGACUAUAGAUUAAGCCUGUUGAAUCCAACUAUUUUUUACUAACUUAUGAAUCCCCUGUAUUUAUUUGAUCCGCAUGUCAGUUUAACAGCGUAAGGCUCACUCUACAGUUUGUCAACAACUACAGUCACAAUAACUGUUUUAUGUUGUAGUUUAAAGGGACAGUUCACCCCAAAAUAAAAUUUAGAUAUUUUUCCAUUUACUUGUAGUGCUGUUUAUCAGUCUAGAUUGUUUUGGUGUGAGUUGCAGAGUGUUGGAGAUAUCGGCGUAGAGAUGUUUGGCCUCUCUUGAAUAUAAUGGAACUAGAUGACACUUGACUUGUGGUGCUCAAAGUGCCAAAUUAUAUUAAAAAAACUCAACAGCAAUGUCUCCUAGAAAUCUGACCUGGUUACUCAAGCUAAUCCUCAGAACUUGUUGUGAGCAGUUUGAUAUAGGAACUGUUUCUUUCUACCAAACUACACUUGCUAAACGUAUCACUGUGCAGAUGGAAGUGUGCAUCCACUCACGUAUGAGAGGCUUGUACUCGUGACAGCACGAGAUGUAAACAUUAAUGGCGUCCUUCUCGGCUGAGCUGUAACAUUAGAUAGCUCAGUGGUGCUAGGUGAGCUAGUUGUAGAUGCACUCUUCCUUCUGUGCUGUGAUACAGUUGGCGGGUUUAGUUCAGUAGAAAGAAAUAGUUCCUACUAGGGCUGCCCCUGACUAAGAAUUUUCCUAGUCGACCAAUAGUUGUCAUUAGUCGACUAGUCGCCCACAUGUUUAUGAUAUUAAUUUAAUUAUUAAAUGAUAUAUUUUGAUUUAAGUUGAAGGUGUGAGAAAGAAUAGUAUCAGUAACAUUGUUAACACUGUGCUACAUUACAGAGAAAUACAAAACCGUACUAAUGAACCUUCAUUAAUAUAGGCCUAUAUUUUAUCUACAAGUGCACGUCACACACUGAGCGAGCCGCCUGUUAAUGACGCUGUCGGCAAAGCAGUAAUGAUUGUGCUAAGUGGCUAAUGGGCAUGUAGCUACUGACAUGUUUCAGAUGAUACGUCAUGUUUGUAGUCGACCAAUGAAGAUGAGCUUACAUAUCACCUUGGGUUCGUCCUUCACCUUCUCAAAAUGAUCCCACACUUUGGAUUUCCUGCCCGACAUGUUAUUAACUAGCCUGUGGAAUAACCGCAGGUACCAGCCAUGGAAAUUACAGGCCAUACACAUGCUGCAUCUUUAACCGCCUGGAAAACUCGAGGUCAGGCACUGGAUGCUACUCUUGCGUCUUUUUUUGUGCUGGCUUUCAAGAGCACGGUGGCGCUUUGCGUGAUUGAAGACAGACAACUCACACCAAAACAAUCUAGAUUGGUGAACAGCACUACUGAUAAAAUAUAUUUUUGAUUUUGAACUAUCCAUUUAAACUAUAUUUCAUUCACAAAUUGGGAACAUAUUUCAGAGAUGUGUCAAUAAGCACAUGUACUAAGUGGAAACUCAUAAUGAAAUUCAUCCGCCCACCUGUAUGUUAAAAAUGAGCAUUUUUUUUAAUUCCCAUCACCUGCUGUAAACUUAUUUUAAUGGACUGUAAAACCUUUGCACAGCCACAAUAAAAUGUUUUUU